GCAGACCCGUGCCCAUUGAACGUCGUGACAUUACCAAACCACUCCAAGCCAGCAUAUCCCACCCUCACGAACGGUUACGCCUCCUCAACUCUGUCCACCGCCCCGAGCGACGCCAACCGCAAAAAUGCCGACUCCCGAAUCCCCUAUGUUUCUGGCUCAGAAGCCGAAGGUCGCCCCCACAUUCGACGGCGUCGACUACGAUGACAACAAAGCAUUCAAGCAGGCACAGGACGCUAUCAUCAGGGAACAAUGGGUUGGAGCUAUGAUGGUGCGCCUCACUGGCGAGGAGCUGGGCAAGUGCUACUUGCGCGAGGGUGUCAACCACCUGGAGAAGUGCGGUCACCUACGAGAGAGGUACCUGCAAUUGCUGAAGGAGAAGAAGGUCACGGGUACUCUGUUCGAACAAACAAACUACAUCACGAAGCAAGAGAACAAGCAAUGAGGGGCGGCAAUCGGGAUGUCUGAACUUCAAGGCUGUGGAGAUCAGGAGAGGCAGGCAUAUAGUCUUCUGCAAGGAUAGAGACGAAGUGCAAUCAGCGAUUCUUAGAGAGUUUUGAGGCCAGGGAACGUGGUUUGACGGCAUCAGCCCAGAGCCAUAUCUCAGCAUGUACAUAUAGAGUAGUCGAACGAACCGAGUUAUGCACCUAUCC
Messenger RNA from Verticillium alfalfae VaMs.102, 650 nucleotides. RefSeq names its product NADH-ubiquinone oxidoreductase 12 kDa subunit. The coding region runs from base 125 to 442 and encodes 105 amino acids. The transcript is spliced from 2 exons. NCBI's taxonomy places the organism in Eukaryota, Fungi, Ascomycota, Sordariomycetes, Glomerellales, Plectosphaerellaceae. The record is from RefSeq and is a predicted model, not a curated record.